This is a messenger RNA of Polypterus senegalus (gray bichir), 2177 nucleotides long. It is a transcript of the gene tp53inp2b, whose product is annotated as tumor protein p53-inducible nuclear protein 2. The coding region runs from base 561 to 1409 and encodes 282 amino acids. The transcript is spliced from 4 exons. The record is from RefSeq and is a predicted model, not a curated record. Gene Ontology annotation, cellular component: nucleus; autophagosome. NCBI's taxonomy places the organism in Eukaryota, Metazoa, Chordata, Cladistia, Polypteriformes, Polypteridae. Gene Ontology annotation, biological process: autophagosome assembly; positive regulation of DNA-templated transcription.
UCGCAAUAUACUAAAUUCUGAUCUGAGGAUCAGCUGAACGCUGCAAUAACAAAAAAAAUCUGCAGGAAGAAGUAACAAGCAAGGCGAAAAUAAUAUACAUAUAUUUAUUUAUUUAUAUAUAUAUUACAGAAGGCCGCAAACCGUGUAAAGCUGCAGAUUGAUCUUCAUAUGGGCAUUGAAUUGUCUAUUUAAUACUGCAUUUCUUCUAAGAAGAAUUUAUUUUUACGUAUUGUGAACAUUUUUCGUUUUAAUUUUUUAUUUUUUUAGAACAACUACCUCAACUAUAAGGCUACCUAAAGCUGUGCUUUAAGACAUUUUAUCCGAUAUUUUAUCGACAGCUACGUUUACACCUUUUAUGAUACGACAAGAGCAGGUUUUUGCACUAGUACCAAGUGAAACCUUACAACUGCACUGAAAACUGCCUCGCGCCUGAGCUUCUGGCCAAGAAAUUAGCAAGACUAGCACGCUGUGAUUCACACUGGACCUUUUUACAACAAGUUGUGAUCUGCAGUGUACAACUUUUCACCUUCACUUUCACCAGCUUGACGGGCAUAGCUACAAUGUUCCAGCGACUGAGCAGUCUCUUCUUUGGGAGCCUGGAUCAGACGCCUGAAGGAUCAGCAGAGCCCAAACCUAGUGUGUCCGAUGCCGAUGAAGAUGGUUGGCUUCUUGUCAACCUACCAGACAUUCACAGAGCUUGCUCUGGGGAAGGUAACUGGGUUGAACAGGAACAUGAGAGGGACAGGCCCCAGAGACUUUCCCCUUCCUCAUCAGACCAUUCAGGGAAGAUAAUGGAGGGGUAUGCAACACACCCACCCCCUUCUACCGCUGGCCGCUGCAGGACACGCCCCUCGUCCUGUUCUCCCGAUUGGACAGGGUUCAUAACUUUGGAAAGCCCAACCUCCUGCCCACUGGGCUCUUCUCCUCCGACCCCGGGGUCACAGAGUGACUGCAGCGGCAGGUUCAAACCCCGCUGGAUGGAUGAGAGUUGGUAUGUCACCCCUCCCCCCUGUUUUACUGCAGAAGGUGCCACACCGGAAAGCAGCCCAUUGGAAGAUUUGCUCAUUGAACAUCCCAGCAUGUCUGUCUACAUGGAAUCCGGCAUCCAGUCAAUCAAUGAGGAGAUCGAGACACUUCCACUUCACGAAGUCAACCUCAGAGUGGAACCUCUGCCUUCAGGUGGACAGACUAUUACCAGCAGAGCAUCACGGGUCUCCGAUAUGAACAUUAUGUCAAAGGUCAACCAAGUUUCUAGAGUCCAACGGGCCAAGGCACGGGUUGAGAGACGGCAGCUAAGCAGAAACCUCAUGCAACGGCAGAACUGCCUCCGCGAGAAUCUUCCUCAACGUCGCAGUCGUGGCAAGGGGAGCUUUGUGCACCAGCCAUGCCGGCGUCAGUUUAAUUAUUAAGUCAGAAGGGCUGUUUACACUGAGGGCUUGACACUUCCAUCCUUCCCUCUUGCCAUGCGUACUGCCCUCAGACCUUCUGAAGUCAGGCACUAGUUAGUGUCUCCAUGAUGUUAGUUUUAGUGUAUGUUUUCUGGCUGUGCUAACAUUAUUUUUUCCUUUUAAAGGGACUUUCCUUUCUUUUUUUUUUAUACAACAGGCCUACAUUUUUACCCUAGUCCGGCUGUUUCAUCCACCUUCCAAGAGCUGUUGUGCCUAAACUUACAAUGGACAAAUGGAGCACACAGCUACAUUCUUUGUAAAGGCAGUCCUGUAUAGAUUUCCACAAUUUGUCAUUCAACUUGAUGUCUUCAGCAUCAUCACUGGGUUUCAGAAGCAGGAUUAGAAUUAAGAUGGCUUCACACUCUGAGCAAAGGCAGCUUUGUGCUACACUUGACUUCAGUAGCUUACAGAGAAAUAGUAGGAUAACUGUAGCUGUUACUUACAUACGUCCAGUUUGUGUAAAGUGAGUAUAAAAAUGAUUGUAGCGGUGACACAGUAGAAGCGCCUUGGAAGAUGUGCUAAAACAUUAGAGUUAAACAGCAUUAUAUUACUAUGAGAGUGCAGCUCUGGAGUUUUGGAUUCAAAAAAUAUCAUUUAACCUGUUAUUUUUAAUUAUCCGUAGCAGACACUUUAUUUAGAAAUUCAAAGUUUGCUUAUAACAGGUUCUAACCAUUUCCUUCUUCUUCUGCUAACUUGGGUGGAAGCACAAUAGAGAGAAAAAAAAAAAAA